Paramecium tetraurelia is the source of this 1974-nucleotide messenger RNA. RefSeq lists its product as uncharacterized. NCBI's taxonomy places the organism in Eukaryota, Ciliophora, Oligohymenophorea, Peniculida, Parameciidae. Gene Ontology annotation, biological process: reciprocal meiotic recombination. Gene Ontology annotation, molecular function: double-stranded DNA binding. The transcript has 4 exons. Gene Ontology annotation, cellular component: nucleus. The record is from RefSeq and is a predicted model, not a curated record.
AUGCUUAAAUUUUAAAAGAGAUCAAGAAAUGAAAUCAAAGGCUGCUUUCUUAACCUUGUCAAUUCUUUGGACUUUUUCGGGCAACCUCCAUUUUUUCGUAUUUUGAAAAGAUAAAAAUUUAAUACAGUCCUGGGCCACUUAUUAACAAUUAUCCUAAUGGCUGUUUGUGCAUUAUACAUGUAUUACCAGAUUUAAGAUUUACUUAAUCAAGGAACUCCAAACAUCAUCAUUUCUGAAACCUAACCUUUGAGCAUGCCGGCUUUUACUUUGGAUCCUAAGAAUUUCACAUUUGUAAUUAGCAUAACAGAUACUUCACUAUUAUCAUUGUCAACCUUCAAAAAACAUUUCGAUGUAGUUUUGACAGCCUGUAAUCGAACUCGUUUUUUCAAUGAAACCAAGCAAGCUUAAGAUGUCUCAUUAUAAUGUCGGAAUGUACCGUUGGAGAGUUGCAAUCUAGAUAAACAUUUUCCUUAGGAUUACCAAAAGCAAUUCUUCUCAAAAUUCCUUUUAAAAAAUUUGUUCUGUAUCAAUUCUACAGUGAGCGAAGAAAACCCACCCUAAUUACAAGGAUACUCAAAUGCUGAUACUUUUCAAUUUUUACAAGUACUAAUGAUGCCUUGUAGAAAUUCAUCAACUUAUAACGGAUGUAGCCCGCCGGAAGAAAUUUAAACUGCACUAAAAGCAGGAUAUUACGCCAUCUAUUUGGGGGACACCUUGUUGAAAUUCGAUAAUCCAGGCCGACCCUAUGAAGAGAUUAUUACGGUUCAAUUUUCUACAUUCUCAUCGAGUCAAUCUAAAUAAAUAUAGUCAAACUUCAAAAUGAUAGAAACUAAGACAGACGUAGGGUUAAUUAGAUAAGACUUAAGAACAGAAUUAGCCUUGCUGUAAUCAACCUAAAAGGAUUUUCAAUCUUCAUACAAUCAAAUAUCCUACAUAGAAAAUCUGAUUUUUAUGGAAUAAAGAGUUGGAAAUUAUAGGAGAUCCUACAUCAAACUCUAAAAUAUAUUGGGCAAUGUUGGAGGACUUUGGCAAUUGGUUGCUCUUACUAUCAGCACAUUAGUCAGUCCUGUUGUUGCAACAUUGAUGAAUUUGUAAAUGGCCAAUCGUAUAUUCAAUUUUGAAAACAAUGUUAGUAAUAAUGAAUCUCCAUCUUUGUCACACUCAAUCAACAAUAUUAAUGGUGAUCAAAACUAGAACGAUUUCAUUAAGGAAGACAAGAACAAAUUGGGGAAUCCUUAAAGAAAAUCUAAAAGGAAUCUAAAUUAAGUGGAAAAUCGAACGGAAUUAAAAAAGUUUCUAAAACAUAAAAAGAAAUAACUGUCGAUUGGUAUGUGUGAUUUGUUUUGUAUGAACUUGGGAAUCAAGAAGUCAUAUCAACAGCAAAUCAAAUAUUCCAUGGAAAAAAUCUUUAAUAAGUUGGACGUUGUAAACAUAUUAAAUAAGAUGCAGGAGAUUGAUAAAUUGAAGUAUGUGCUCUUGAACAAAGAGCAAUUGGAACUAUUUAAUUACAUUCCUAAACCAUUGAUUCCAUCUGAUAUGUUUUCAAAAGACUUUGAGUAGAAACUCAAUGUAUUGGAAGAGAAAAUCGAAUUCCAAUUUAUUCUCUAAGAAGAAAAAUCUGAUCUUUUCAAAAUUGAAUCUGCCUUCUAUGCCUAUAUGAAAUUACAUCAGAAAAAGAAGCUGGGUGAUAUAGAUAAAAACAUCUUAGAGCUUGUUGGAGAAGAUAUGAUUUCAAUUUUUGAGAAAAUCAACAAAAACCAAGAUGACUUUUUAAUUUAAAGCAACAGAAAUAUUCAUUCAAAUUUAAACUUGUUUGAUCAACAUCAAAUUGAAAUAUUAUCCCCUGUAAGUAGUAAAGGAGAUAAUGUUUAAUUUAAUCGAAAUGAUCAUGACUUUGAUUGCAAUUCUGAUUAAAAUGACGAUCACGAUGAACAGGCAGCUUAGAUACCACCCAAAAUCCCUUAUAAGAAUUGA